This is a messenger RNA of Hydra vulgaris (swiftwater hydra), 1960 nucleotides long. Lineage: Eukaryota; Metazoa; Cnidaria; Hydrozoa; Anthoathecata; Hydridae. The record is from RefSeq and is a predicted model, not a curated record.
AUGUCUGAAGAAACUCCAACCGAAUAUGUCAACAAUAAUAAAGCAACCCUGGAAACAUAUUUGCAAUCUCUCGUGUAUCGCUAUAUCGAUCAUGCAGUUAUCAAUCACGACCAUUGGACUGGUUCCGUAUUGGGGUUGGCGCAUUCGUAUUGCAAUGUACAAUAUGGCAGAGUUGAAAAGCCACGCGUAGACAUUUUUUCGCACAAUGCUCCUUUCGAUCACAGCGUAAUGAUUAAUAAGCACUUUGAAGAAUUUUGCAGCUUUCCGUGGUCACAUAAAGACGAUCCUGAUCUAGGCGAUUUUGAUAACAUCGUCAAACGACUGUCGUUAGAACAUUCUUUUUUUAUUACUGACAACAUGAGCAAAAUUAAAUCGUUAUCGUUUGGGGAUUUUUGUGUGUUUAAAGACAGUUAUCGUAUUACAAACACGUCGCUAGCAGAUGCUACUCGUAAUUUAGACACAAAAACUAAAGAACAAGUACGUUUGUCGGUUAUACAUUAUUUGAUUAAAACAAAAAUCGUUUCGCAUCAACAAGGAGCUAACUUGAUUAGCAAUGUCGAAGGAACUCAGUUUUUUACAGGAAAAAGUUGCUUUCCUUACUCUAAAAUUAGUUAUAAAAGUUUGGAAGAGCCGCUCGUCGACGUUGACGGUAACCCAUGUUGCCCGCCUAUCGAAGAUUUUUUACACAACAAAUUGAGUCGAAGUAAAAACGAAGAAGAUGAACGAGUCGCGCUAAAGGAACCUUAUGAAAACGUGGUAGCCAUGUGGAAAAUGUUAGAUUUGAAAAAAUACUCUACUUUGUUGGAAAUUUAUAAUGUCAUUGACACGAUCGCUUUGGCAUUUGUUUUAUAUGAUUUUGACAAUAAAAUUUACAACGAACUUCAUUUUCAUGCCAUCUCGGAACUUUCUUCUUUUUCCUUUUCAAGUAAAAUGAAUUCGUAUAUUGGCAAUAUCGCUAUUCAACAUCCUCCUUCUAAAGAACAUCAUCGUAUGAUUGAAGAAUGCAUGAAAGGAGGCAUGUCUACAAACGGCACACAGAGCGUCGCCUUAGACACUUCGUAUUUUGAGAAUGUUUUAAAUGAACAACCUAAUGUGUCGAAUAAAAUUUUGAUAAUGGAUGAAAAUGGUCAGUAUGCUGGCGCCCAAGAACUGCUUCUACCGUUUGCUAUGCGUAGUUUUAUCGAAUAUCAUUAUCAAACGUUGCAAGAAGUAGUUGAUGUUUAUGGUGGCGAAAGUGAUGGUUCGUUUGUUAAAAGUGCACUUGUAAGAUGCGUUAUCAAAAUUGACGAUCGUUAUCACUGGCUCACUGGCGGUAUUUUGCCUUGUAUUAAACGCGACAGCAUUUCGAUAUGCGAUCUGUCGCCGAGCGAAAUUUUAGACAAACGAAAAUGGGACACUCUCUCCAAUUCUUUUCAAAUAGCGCUCGAUAAAGGCGAAAGACUCGUGUACAAAUUAGACGAGCACGAAACUGUCGAAUCUUUGGAUCGUCUUCUAUGGAUGACUAAACAUGAACAUGUUAUUAUAGUUAAAAUACUAGCCGUUGUAGGUGUUGUUCGUUAUAAUUUAGCAAAAGAAUUUGUGAGCAGUUUAUCGAAAAAAAGAGCUGAAGCAAACGCUGUCGGUGAUAAAGUAAAAGACGGAUCUUUUAAAUUGAUGAUAAACGGGCAUUAUGGCUGGACAGCGAGAAAGAGCGAAACCUAUAAAAAUUGCAAGUUUAUAGUGAACAAGCAAAAGUGUCUGAGAAAAAGUUUGCAAAUUAUAAUCGAAUCAGUAAAUUAUUUAAAAGAAAACGGUAUAUUCGAAAAUGAAACCUGUUUGCCUGCCAGUUUAACAACUCUUUUAGACGUGCACGAUGUAGAGCAAGUAUGCAUUGAUUUAAGUGAUAAACGAAUUCGUCGCGAUGGAAUUGAUUCUUAUUCAAGUAUUUAUAAGCAUUUAAUAUUGACUGAAAUAUUUCAUU